UUGUCCUCUUGGCUUUAAAUUCCACCUUUUUGCUCCUGUGAAAGAGGAGGCCUUUGUGGCACGGUUGGUGCGGGCGUUGCUGGCGCAGAGUCAGAAGCUGUGGUUUCGAGGUCUACUUCAUGACUCCAUGACCCAGGAAGGCGUGUUCAUAACACAGCCAAGCUUGAUUAUCAACCUGCAAAUCCCUCCAACACAUGCCAACGGCAGGCAGCAAGAGCAGGGGAGAUUCCUGUUCAGCAACGUGAUGGAGAGAAGGUUGGAGCCUCUACCACAGACAACCCGUUAAUUGCCAGAAUGACUACAGCUUCAGUCUCCGACACAUAUACGCCGGCUGAUGCAACGUGCAGAGUCUCAGUGGAGAAUGUUACUCAGAAAUCAUCGAGUUCCAAAGCAUCAAUGUCCCCUUCUGAUAACUAUUACCUGGCGCGAAGGCGGACUCUGCAGGUGGUGGUUAGUUCCCUACUGACUGAAGCAGGUUUUGAUGCAGCAGAAAAGGCGGCUGUUGAAACACUGACCGAAAUGCUGCAGAGCUAUCUUUCUGAAAUUGGUCGAAGUGCGAAAGUAUAUUGCGAACAUUCAGCACGAACUCAACCAACUUUGUCAGAUGUUGUGGUUACUUUGGCAGAAAUGGGUUUUAAUGUGGAUAACAUUCAGGCUUAUGCCAAGCGUUCACAGAGGAUGGUUAUUACCGCUCCUCCUGUCACAAAUACCCCAGCAACCCCCAGAGCACUUUCUACUGGACAGAAGAGAACGCACCCCUCAUAUAUCCCAGGGCAUUUUCCAGAGUUCCCUGAUCCUCACACCUAUAUAAAGACACCUACAAUCAGAGAGCCAGUUUCUGAUUACCAAGUGCUGAGGGAGAAAGCCGCAUCACAGAGAAGAGAUGUGGAGCGAGCUCUGACCAGAUUUAUGGCCAAGACAGGAGAGACAGAGAGUCUGUUUAAAGAUGAUGUCUCAACAUUCCCAUUGAUUGCUGCGCGGACUACCACAAUUCCUUACCUAAACGCCUUGCUACCAUCCGAACUUGAGCUGCAGCAGAUGGAGGAGACAGAUUCCUCAGAGCAGGAUGAUCAGACUGAUACAGAGAAUGUUGCACUAAAUAUGAACACAGAUGAAAUGUCUGCUGAAAAGGAAAAUACCAUGUUGCAACAGAACUCGGGCUUAUCUAACAGUAAGAGUAAUGAAGAGCCAAUGAUUGACAAUCCAUAUCUGAGGCCAGUCAAAAAACCCAAGAUCCGUAGGAAGAAAUGAACUCUGGAGGAAAUACAAGGAUGAUUUCAGUAAAAAUACCAUGCAUUGUAACAAUACAACUGUUCGAACUGAAAAAGUUGUUUUAAUUGAGCACUGUCUUCAUCUUCGGAAAUUGUGAAAAAGUGAUCACAGCCCUAAUGGAGUGAGGGGGUUUUGGUCCCAGAAAAUACCUUAAGAGACUGCGCCAGUUUGGUAACCUGGUGUAAAAUCUGGGUAACCAGUACAUGAAGCCAGAAUUUUUUGCGCCUCUGUUCCGAUGGAGCAAACAUACUUUGUUGUAAGUUUAAAAACUUGUUGAAAUACAUUGCAGUUCAGCUCACGGAAGUCUUAUGAUCUUUGUCCUAAUGAGAAGGUCCAAGUGUCACAUGGUCGAAAACGCAUUCCAGUGUGGUAAAAAUGAUUAUCUGUUCGACAUCACUUCUUGUCAUGGCAGUUUAUGUAUUGUCCUUUUUCCUGUUCGUUCACCACUUUGCAAUUCAGCUUUGAACUUUUGGUGGUAUUUUCCACACUGCUUGACUUGGCAGCUGGUCACAGAUGUUUAGAUAUGACUGCUGCCCAGCAAACACAUGUAGUGCAGCAGUUGCACAGUUAAAUGUAAAUAAAUAUUUCUUCUGGUCUAAAAAAUAAA
This is a messenger RNA of Carcharodon carcharias (great white shark), 1879 nucleotides long. RefSeq names its product TAF8 RNA polymerase II, TATA box binding protein (TBP)-associated factor (gene taf8). Gene Ontology annotation, molecular function: protein heterodimerization activity. Lineage: Eukaryota; Metazoa; Chordata; Chondrichthyes; Lamniformes; Lamnidae. The transcript has 9 exons. The record is from RefSeq and is a predicted model, not a curated record. Bases 295 to 1251 code for a protein of 318 amino acids. Gene Ontology annotation, cellular component: transcription factor TFIID complex. Gene Ontology annotation, biological process: transcription initiation at RNA polymerase II promoter.